CGCCGCCCUGUAAGGCAGGUGGUUCAGGUACUGUGUCCAUUUCACAGAUGUGAAGACUGCCUCACAGAAAAGGACUCGCCCGCAGCUGGCAGCCGUCAGCCAGGAUCGAAGCCGGAGUCUCCCGAGAUUACGCCCGGCGCCCGGACACCUGCGCUCCGUACCCCCGGGGGGCUGUAAGCGCCGGGACCGCGUCUUCCCUCCAUCGAGUCCUUCCUCCAGUGGGUGUUUAAGCAGUUUUUGUUCCAACGAAUGCAGGGGCCGGCGCGGGUUAUCCUAGAGGGGCUGGGGGUGGGGGUCCGGCCUGGGCCCCUCCGUCCCCCGUACCGGCCUUCGCUGGAGCGGAGCUUAGGCGGCGCCGCCUCGCUGGGUCGGGGAUCGGGGCGUCAGGACUCGGGGGGUUGUGCGCGGGCCACCGUGGCCUUCCCCGCCCUCCCCCACCCCGCACCGGGGGAGAAACGGGGCCCGCGGCGAGUAAUGACUGGGACGCGGAGAGCCCCGCCGGGCCCGGGAGGGAGGGGGGGCGAAGCGCAUCGCCACACACCCACGCGCGAGCCCGCUGGGGCCGCAGGGGGCCGCCGGCCCGCCCCCUCCCACCAGUUACCUAGGGAACGUUGUCUCCGCGUUCCAUCCGUGCGGGCGCUCGGCGCCUCCCCCUCCCCCACGCGGAUGACGUCAUGGUCGGUACCCACCUCCCCCCCUCCUCUCCCCUCCCCAGUCUUGGGGCGAGCUGCUCUCGGACAGCGCGGAGAGAGGGAGGGGAGCGGGGAGGGGGCGGGGCGGGCACUGCUGCAGGGCGCGGGCGGGGGAAGCCGGGGAGGGGCCGGGCUGUGCACCUGCGCCGCUUCGGCCUCAGCCCCGGCCCGGCCCGGCCCCGGCCCAGCCAUGGCCAAACCUCAGCGGACCCCGGCGCGGAGCCCCGACAGCAUCAUCGAGGUGAAGAGCAAAUUCGAUGCCGAGUUCCGGCGCUUUGCCCUGCCCCGAGCCUCGGUGGGAGGCUUCCAGGAGUUCUCCCGGCUGCUUCGGGCCGUGCACCAGAUCCCGGGCCUGGACGUGCUGCUGGGCUACACCGACGUGCACGGGGACCUGCUGCCGCUCACCAACGACGACAACCUGCACCGGGCGCUGGCCAGCACGCACCCGCCCCUCCGCCUGCUGGUGCAGAAGAGGGCAGAAGCCGAUCCCACGGGCAUGGCCUUUACCUCCAACUCCUUGCAGCGCCGGAAGAAGGGGCUGCUCCUCCGGCCCGCGGCCCCCCAUCGGACGCGGCCCCCACUCCUCAUCAGCCUUCCCCAGGACUUCCGUCAGAUUUCCUCCGUCAUCGACGUGGACCUGCUGCCUGAGAGCCACCGGCGAGUGAAGCUGCACAAGCACGGCUCGGACCGCCCGCUGGGCUUCUACAUCAGGGAUGGCGUUAGCGUGCGCGUGGCGCCCCAAGGCCUGGAGAAGGUGCCCGGCAUCUUCAUCUCCCGCCUGGUGCGGGGCGGCCUGGCCGAGAGUACCGGGCUCCUGGCCGUCAGUGAUGAAAUCCUGGAGGUCAACGGCAUCGAUGUGGCCGGCAAGUCGCUGGACCAGGUGACAGACAUGAUGGUGGCCAACAGCCACAACCUCAUUGUCACCGUCAAGCCGGCCAACCAGCGCAACAACGUGGUGCGGGCCGGGGCGGGCCGACCCGCGGGGGUGCAGCCCACCGCGCCCCUCCCUCCCGCAGAAGUUCCCGAGCCAGACAGCGAUGAGGACAGUGACCUGGUCAUCGAGAGCCAUGGGCUGCCUGGCUACCUCCCGCCCUGCCCAAACGGGACGCCUCCGGCCCCCUCCCCCAGGGACUUGCGGCCCAGCCGCUCACUCCCUGGCUCUCGAGGGUCCUUACAGUCACUGGACAGUCAGGACGGGGCCAGCCCUGCCCGGGGGGGCAGUCUAAGGGAAGAUGGCAGUGGUGUCACCCUAUAGUUCGGGCUUUGCCCGGCCGAACCCUGGGGUUGCUGUCCUGCUCACACACACCUCUGGCCCCUGCCUGGGCUGGUGGACACCGGGGCCAAGGAGGGAUAAGGGUCCCCCAAGGUGCCCCUCCUCGACCUCCGCCUCCCUCCCCGGUCCCAAGCUCUCUCUUGGCGGGCAGCCGGACGGGGAGCUGCCUUUUCAUGAGCUGAGGCGGGGCCUUUGCUCACACGUCCUUCCAUCUGUGAAAUA
Sarcophilus harrisii (Tasmanian devil) is the source of this 2187-nucleotide messenger RNA. It is a transcript of the gene PARD6A, whose product is annotated as par-6 family cell polarity regulator alpha. The record is from RefSeq and is a predicted model, not a curated record. Gene Ontology annotation, biological process: establishment or maintenance of cell polarity; regulation of cellular localization; centrosome cycle. Lineage: Eukaryota; Metazoa; Chordata; Mammalia; Dasyuromorphia; Dasyuridae. Bases 250 to 1947 code for a protein of 565 amino acids. Gene Ontology annotation, molecular function: protein kinase C binding. The transcript has 3 exons. Gene Ontology annotation, cellular component: cell cortex; apical plasma membrane; nucleus.